Messenger RNA from Cryptomeria japonica (Japanese cedar), 1185 nucleotides. RefSeq lists its product as uncharacterized. The coding region runs from base 111 to 881 and encodes 256 amino acids. NCBI's taxonomy places the organism in Eukaryota, Viridiplantae, Streptophyta, Pinopsida, Cupressales, Cupressaceae. Gene Ontology annotation, molecular function: S-adenosylmethionine-dependent methyltransferase activity. The record is from RefSeq and is a predicted model, not a curated record. The transcript has 2 exons.
CAUACUUGGAAUCUCUCUACCACGCAACGAAGAUCCUCCUUUUCUAUUUUAUCACAGUUCCUUUCAUAUAUAUAAUAUGGAAGAGGCAAAGCUCUGUCUGAGCCUAAACCAUGGAUGACAACAAGUUUCCCAAUGUAAAAGAGGUCUAUGGAACUGUGGCCAGAAAUUACGCAGAGUUCAGGCCCCGAUAUCCCUCUCAACUUUUCUCCCUUCUUUCUUCCCUCACUCCACAACAUCAUCUGGCAUGGGAUGUGGGCACAGGCACUGGCCAAGCCGCCAUUGAGUUAUCAAAGUACUAUGCGAGAGUGGUGGGCACAGACACCAGUGAGCGGCAAAUACAACACGCAGAGCAGCGCCCCAACAUAAGCUACGCCGUCACGCCGCCAUCAAUGACCGACCAACAACUUCACUCCAUCGUCGGCCCCGAUUACUCCGUUGACCUGGUCACCGUCGCCAUGGCCGUUCACUGGUUUGACUUGGAUAAAUUUUACGCGCAGGUAAAGCGCGUGUUGAAGAAGCCUGGCGGCGUGAUUGCCGUGUGGGCGUACUGUAAACCCAGAGUUGAUCCAGCAGUGGACGCCGUUCAUGAGCGGUUUUUUAGCAGAAUUUUUCCGUUUUCCCAUCCCGCUGCGAAAGUGGUGGUGGAGGAGUAUGAGACUUUGCCGUUUCCGUUCGCACAGGUGGAGGGAAUAAAAAUGGAGAUUGAAGAGCAGAGGACGUUUGAUGAGUAUAUGGGGUUUUUCAGAACGAGGCAUACUUUGGUGGGGAGGGAAGAAAUCUUGGAGGAGUUUCGGGCAGAAUUUGAGGCAGCUUGGGGAGCGGAGCUCCAUGUGAGCAAGGCUGUAAAGUUUCCACUCUGUUUUAAGGUUGGUAAGGUUUGAAAAUUCUGUAGUAGACGGUGGAUGAUUCAAGGUAACCUGUGAGCUUUACUACUGCAGUUCAUUUUAAGUGUUUUAUUACAUGUCAAUCUUAUGGUUUGGUGAUGUCCCUUUGGGUAGUAUUAGGCUUUAAAAAUCUUAGUGACAGUGAGAUGGCUGUCUGUUUCCUGAAAUAAUAAUAAAGGUGGUGCAAGUUUCUUCUUUAUUUUUCCUCGCAGUGGGAAUAUAGUUGAAUUCAGUGUAUAUUCAUUGCUUCAGAUUUUCAGAUUUUUAUUUGUCUCAGCAUCAGGCUUUUGGAUUUGGAGGU